Messenger RNA from Acipenser ruthenus (sterlet), 5932 nucleotides. Its product is annotated as TGF-beta-activated kinase 1 and MAP3K7-binding protein 2-like. Gene Ontology annotation, biological process: positive regulation of protein kinase activity. Lineage: Eukaryota; Metazoa; Chordata; Actinopteri; Acipenseriformes; Acipenseridae. The record is from RefSeq and is a predicted model, not a curated record. The transcript is spliced from 8 exons. Gene Ontology annotation, molecular function: K63-linked polyubiquitin modification-dependent protein binding; ubiquitin binding. Bases 526 to 2769 code for a protein of 747 amino acids.
CCAAUGUUCUUAGCCUAGCGCAAGAAGAGCACAAUCUCGCGAUAGGUGGUAGCCGCCAUAUUGUGUGACAGUAUUUUGAUUCGUAUCGGGGCUGGAAGCGAGAAAGGAAAACAGAAAAUAAAGGGGGAGAAAAAAAAAGUCGGAGGAACUGUCAAAAUAAAACCCGAUAAUUUAAAACAGCGGAGGGCUACGACGUGGUACUGGCCCCCUCCUACUUCAGGAAAACGUUGAAGGCCACGGUGCUGUUUUUACCACUUUCCAAAGUUCCACCUCCGCUUCUCUGAUACAGCACCCCCGGCCCUGAGGAGAAUCGGUGGCGGUGUCUCGGGUGUUGAAGGUGGCCCGGGGAGCGGCGGCGGAGACGAAAAUAGGAGUUAUUUAAAGAAAGGAGGAAAUGCUUUGAAAAUAUGGACCUAAGACUUUAAAUGCUUAAACGAAGAUGCUUGAGAGGAGGGAGAAGUGCUGCUGCCACUGAGGCCUGAAACUGCAUAACCGAGCAAUUAGUCCUGACCAGGCAAAACACGAAUGGCCCAGGGAAGCCAGCAGAUUGAUACCCAGGUGUUACAUGACCUGUGCCAGAAGUUUCCUGAGGUACCUGAGGGUGUUGUAUCCCACUGUAUACUGCAGAACAAAAAUAAUUUGAAUGCCUGUUUUGAAUUCCUGUCCCAUGAGAGCACCAAGUAUCUUUAUGGAGAAGGCGAUCUAAACUUUUCUGACGAUUCCAGCAUUUCCGGACUUCGAAAUCACAUGACCCAGCUGAACCUUGGCUUGCAGUCACAGAAUGUGUAUCACCCCUCCGGCUGGGAAGGAGUUAGAAUGAAUGGCAGCAGGACUCUGUCCCACAGCCUCAGUGACGGGCCCCUCCAGGCUGAAAAGACAAACAGCGAAUUUUUUCAGCAAGAACCCCAGUCAGCUCCUGUGCAAGGGGCUUCCAGCUUAAACGUCUUUGGCGUUAUGGACACAACGCGAAACCCACAUGCUCCACAGCACCUUGGACUUUACCAGUUGGGUGGCAAAGGACACUCUGCAGGCUCUCAACAGGCACCUAGGUUUAACCCUAUCACAGUCACGCUGGCCCCCAAUAUUCAGACUGGCCGAAACACCCCCACCUCUUUGCACAUACAUGGCGGGCCCCCGCCUGCCCUAAACAGUCCCCAGGGUAACUCUAUCUAUAUCCGGCCUUAUGUCACUCAAUCUGGUACAACCCGACAAACUUCGCAGCAGCAGCAAGCGGGCUGGUCACAAUUUGGUCCCAGCUCACAGCAGCAGCAACAACAGCAGCAGAUCUAUCAGAUCACCCAUCCUUCCCAGUUGCCUGGCCCCUGUGCUCUCCCAUCCCAGUACAGCUCUACACAUACCUCAACGCACCAGCCACAGGGCCACCAGACGUCGCACGUCUACAUGCCCAUCAGCUCACCCACUACUGCCCAAGCGCCCCCUUUCAUCCAGGCUGCUCCUGGCAGCCAGCCUUCCUCAUCUUCCUCCUUCAGCCAGUACAACAUCCAGAACAUCUCCACAGGGCCACGCAAGAACCAGAUCGAAAUCAAACUUGAAUCACCCCAACGGAGUAACUCCAACACCACCACUGCAGUGCUGCGCCCUGGAGGAGUAGGAUCAGGCGGUGGCGGACCUCGUUCAUCCUCUUCCAUUGCUGCCACCUCCUCCUCUGCUGCCACCUGUUCCACAACACCCUUAUCCAUCAGCAGUCAGUCACUGAGUCGCAGCCAACCCACCGUUUACAUAGCUGCCAGCCCGCCCGCUUCUUCUGCUGCUGCCGCUGAAGAGGCCCCAGUGGCUUCCUCCGGCUCCCGCACCCAGCCCAAGUUUUACAUUUCAGCCAACGCAAACCCCACGGGUGAUGACCCCAGUGUCCGGAACCCACCCACACUGUACAUCUCGGCCAAUCCACAAAUGCCAGGGACAGCUGCCUCUCGGAACAUGGCAGGGCAGGUGAGCAUGGGCCCCGCCUACAUCCACCACCACCCGCCCAAAUCCCGGGCUUCCAUGGGCAGUUGUGGCACUGCCACCUCGCCCAGGGUGGUGGUAACUCAGCCCAAUACCAAAUACACUUUUAAAAUCACGGUCUCUCCCAACAAGCCUCCUGCUGUCUCCCCUGGGGUGGUGUCCCCCACCUUCGAAGCCACCAAUUUGCUCAGCGUCCCAUCUGAUCACUUUGCUGAACCCGAGGUCCAUCAUGUUUCGGACCCGCUGUUAGUGCAGAGGGAAAGACCUAGUGAGGCCAGGAAACUCAGCAUGGGAGCAGAUGAUGCAGCAUACACACAAGCUUUAAUGAUACAUCAGAAGGCUAGGAUGGAACGGCUGUGGCAUGAACUUGAGAUGAAGAAGAAAAAGCUGGAAAAACUAAAAGCAGAGGUCAAUGAAAUGGAGAAUGACCUUACUCGAAGACGUCUACAAAGGUCCAACUCUGCCUCCCAAAUCCCUUCACUUGAGGAAAUGCAACAGUUACGAUGCAGAAACAGAAAACUGCAGAUAGACAUUGACUGCCUAACCAAAGAAAUUGAUCUCCUUCAAACAAAAGGACCACACUUUAAUCCCAGCGCUAUUUAUAAUUUCUAUGACAACAUUGGAUUUCUAGGUCCUGUUCCACCAAAGCCCAAAGCAGAGCAGAGAUCUCUUGCAAAAACACCAAAGACUGUACCAGACACAGAAGAGGAUGAAGGGGCUCAGUGGAAUUGUACUGCCUGUACCUUCCUGAAUCAUCCAGCCCUCAACCGCUGUGAACAAUGCGAUUUUCCUAAGCAUUUCUGAGCCAACAAUUUUCUUUCAACAUUUUUUUCUUUUUCUUUUGUAGAACAGACUUCUAGAGGAGUAGGAGGGCAUUCUUUUCUUUUUAUCCUGUUGGUAAUAGGUUACGGACAGUGUUUUCUGAAGCUUUUCAUUCAAAUUCUUGCUGUAAAACAGCAGAUGUUGUCCACUGAAGGCUUGCCUGAAUAGUGUUUACAGGUUGUGUGCUUAAAGCCCUUAGAGCUGAUAAUACCUCAACUUUGGGUCGAUAGCAGUGGGGGGUGGGUGGGGGAGGGGGGGAGAACCUGUUCAGAACUGGCAAAUCGCCUGGCUUUAUAAAAUUAAUAAUAAAAAAAAGCAAAAACACUUUCACAAGAUGCCUCUACCAUAUGCAGUAUUACCAGUGCCUCCCUUUGGCGUCAUUAAAACAUGGAGCUGAAAGGUGUUUUGCCCUUUUUUUCCUGUAAUUCUGGGGACAAGACCUAAGUGAUUCCUAGUGGAAAAACUCCACUGUAACACUACAAUUGAAGGGAGAAACCAUAAAAGGAAUUACUUUGAUAGUCUAGUUGGUCACUUUCGUUUUAAGAACAGGAAGUUUCUGAUAUCACUGCUACCUUUACCUGCCUUGUACCCCCUUCCUUGAUUGCCUCUACAAGCUCUACAGUCAAAUCAAACACACAUUGAAAAGAAACUGCAUGCUUUGUCUGUACAGUACACAGUGAAAAAAAUACCCCAACAUUUUUACUGUACAUAGUUUUAGAGCCUGCUUUGUGACUUUGUUCUUCACGCUGAGUUUCUUGUAGUUCCUAUAUGUAUAGUGUAAUAGAUUUAAUAACUAACCUCCUUCUUUUUUUAGUUUCAAACAAGUAAACACAAUGUCCCUUUUAAGCUUUUACUUGAUAUCUGUGGGAAGCGAAGCCUUAAUUAAAAAAGAGCAAUAUGAAACUAUGCACAAUUUUAGCUUUUUCUGCUCAGUCUGUUCAUUGUGCCUGUAAAUGCUGACAUUCUAUGUAAGAUCUGCAGAUGCAGCUAAGAAACAAGUUAUGUGGAACUUAAGUGGCAAAAAUGUUUAACAAAAUAUUGGUUGUAUGACCUGUUUGAAUUGUCACACUUUUUAAAGAAAUAAAGGAUUUUUUUUUUUUUUUAUAACAAUAAGUGGAAAUACAGACAAGACAAGAAACAGGCGGAGUUGUCGACAUGUCUUUGCUCAUUUGUGAAGUCUAAAAAUAAAAAAAUGGUCUAUGUGUUUUCAGUAUGCUUAUGAGAAUAAAAUUAUAUAUACCGAUGCACAAAAGAAAUGCAACACUCAGGUCUAAUGGAUUUAAUCAGAUAUUUUAAACAUUGAUAUCACAGAAAAUGUGAACAAUAAUACAGAUCAGAGAAUCAUGAUAAGUUUUCAGUAUGAAACGGGAAACACUGUCAGAAUGAAAACAUUACAAAGUUAGUAUCGGUAUGACCUCCCUGGGCAUUAACACAAUCCUGGCAGCGUUGACGCAUAGACCUGAUCAGCCUCUGGAUAUAUUGCUGUGGGAUGUGCCUCCACUCUUCCUAUGGCACUGGUUGGUUUGAACAAUGCAACAGUCAGCAUAACGCUCACCAUGACGUCUCCACACACGUUGUCUCUUCCCUCAGGUCUGUCAAGGGCAAAACAGCAUUAAUCCGUGAAUAAAACACUCCACCACUCUCUGCCUCCACCUCAGGUGUUCUCUGGCCCACAGAAGAUGGCGAUUUUGUCUCUCAGCUGUCAACAUGUUACCCCUGAACGGCCUCCGAGCAUGCAAAUCAUUUUCAUGCAGAUGGCGAGCGACAGUCAUUCUGCUGAUGUGCAGGUUAUUUCUUUCUGGAAUUUCUCGUGCUGUAGCCACUGCAGUCUGAAAACGAUUACGCAGAUGGAUCAGUUGGAUGUGACGGUCCUGGGCCGGUGUGGUGACCCUCUGCCUUCCAGGACGUGGCCUGUCACUCACAGGGCCAGUUUCCUGGUUUUUCUGGACUAGUCUGCUGAUAGUUGAUGCAGAACAUCUCAUUCUCUGGGCAACUUCUCUCAGACAGGCUGCCUUCAAUCAUGCCGAUAUAUCAUUACUCAAGUGGGGCAUGUUUUUUUGCGGUUCUUGUGUUAAUUAAAAUCAUGUCUUCGAAUGGCUAUUUAUACAGAUUUUUAAUCAACUCAUUUUAGCAAUUUUAAUUCAACUCAAAUAACACUGAGCACCUGGUGUUUUUAUGAAAUCACAUGACUUGAACUCAGUAUUUUGUUAUCCCGAGGAACAAUACUACUCAAUCAACAAAUCUGCUCACUAUUUAAAAUGUAAAUAACAUUAUGUAUGUUCCCAAUGAGCUAUUGCUGUAAAACUUACACUGUUGCGUUUCCAUUGUGCAUCAGUUAUAUAUAUAUAUAUAUAUAUAUAUAUAUAUAUAUAUAUAUAAAAUAUGGUUUAAAUGCAAUGCACUAUAUAAUAUAUAUAAUAAAAUGGUUAAUACAAGACUAUAUGUAAUGGUUUGCGAUAAAUCUGAAUUUUUUGGGGUUAUUUUGUUAACCAGGUGUUUUGAUGCUGAAAGCACACAUACCAUUUUUGUUUAGACCCUCGGUUUACUUUCAUGCAAUGUUUUAUGAGAAGAUUUAAAUGCGAUUAAUUCUUUAAAUUAUGAAAAGGAUAAUUGAAAGUUAAUUGUGAUAAAUGUAAGUAAAGAUGUUUUUCUUAAGUGAAAUGGGGCAUUUAGUGCAAAAAUACCACAUUUUGAAUUUUACUUCUACCAAAACUUUUUUGUUUACUUUUUUAAUGAUAAAUUUUCAUGUAAAAAAAAAAAAAGGUUUGUCACAUGCUGUGAGAUGCUACAGCAGUUUUUUUUCUUUCUUUAUUUUCUUUUUCUUUUUGUUGUAGAAUGAAAUUCUAUAAAUGAUCUAUGCAAAUACAAGGAAGCCUUUGUUGCUAAAAGACUUAAUUUGUAUAUCAUGGGAAUACAUUUGUUGGUAAAAUCCCAGAGCUGUAUCUCUGAAGCACUUACAUCAACCUUUUUGUUCCGGUUUUCAGUUUCAUCUGCAGUUCUAUGUGAAGAUUGACAAAUUGGUUUAUUCCUGUUUUAUUAAUAAAACCUAAUUUGGAUAUCUAAAGUUGGUUUUUUGAUUUUAGCUGGGAAAACUGUCUUUGUAACAGAUAAGUUAUUUGUAAAAAUAAAAAUAAAAUCGUCUGGA